This is a messenger RNA of Schistocerca gregaria, 3345 nucleotides long. RefSeq names its product cytochrome P450 6k1-like. Gene Ontology annotation, molecular function: heme binding; oxidoreductase activity, acting on paired donors, with incorporation or reduction of molecular oxygen; monooxygenase activity. The coding region runs from base 746 to 2281 and encodes 511 amino acids. The transcript has 9 exons. NCBI's taxonomy places the organism in Eukaryota, Metazoa, Arthropoda, Insecta, Orthoptera, Acrididae. The record is from RefSeq and is a predicted model, not a curated record.
UUUCUUCGCGAGUAUCGUUGUCGUCAACAUUUUUCCAGUCCCGUUCCGUUGUCGUUGCGCGAUAUAUGCUGUACAAAUGCUGCCAUUUGAAAUGCAUCGUGGAAUGUUCUGACUUUCCCUUUCGUGAUGUCCAGUACGAAUUGACUUUUUUAUCUCCUUCAUUCGAACAAUGAUACCAAUUACCAACUGUAACAACUUUUAUCAAGCAAAUGGAGAGCUGUUGGUAUCGCGCUCAUGGAAAUAAACAAAACAGAAUGCUCUUCGAAAUUUGAUGUGAGAAAGUUGAGGAAGUAUUAAAAAGCUGCGAUGAAUCUCGGUUUGAAAAAUAAGCCCGGCUCCUCUUCAGAAGAAAAUCUUCGAAAUUGAACUGGGGAAUUUGGAAACAAUUAUGGAAGAACAAAAAGAGGCUGACGGAUUCAAUACGAUGUCAUAGAUAGCCAGUUACACACUUACACUUCAUCUGCCUGUACUCAUUCUUUUGUGUACAAGAGAUAACAUCUGCGUUAUGCAAGAAUGAUAGAGCUACUUUUUUGAAAUAAAAGAAAAUGACACCUUCAUUGGAGGGCAUUCUCAGUUCAGGAAGUAAAGAACGCAGCAUUCGCGGUGUGUAGAUUAGCGGACGGCAUUUAUAGGUGACUGACAGAGCCAUCAUAGUGCAACAACGCAGCUCCACAUACAAUAAUCAUUGAAAGAAGUGGAAGAAAAAGGAAAAAGUGACUGGAAAAUAUCCUAGGACUGAUCUGAAAUGGAGUGGGGCACAAUUAUUCUUGCUUCUUUACCAAUCAUCAUACUACUGUUGUAUUGGCACUUCACACGUACAUUUUCCCACUGGAGGAAGAAAGGUGUCUUUUAUAUUGAGCCUCAGAUUUUCUUUGGAAAUGUGAAGGAUAGAUUCACCUUCCGCUGUUCCUUUCAUGAAAUGCAACUGAGGCUUUAUAAGCAGUUUGAGGGACAUCCUUUUGCAGGAUAUUUUGAGGGCCGUCGACCUGUAUUAAUAGUUCGAGACCCAGACCUCAUCAGGAACAUCAUGGUCCGUGAUUUUGACUGCUUCGUGGACCGACCAGUGCUACGUUUGAAGAACAGACCACACAUAGAUAAUAUGUUAAUUAACCUGAAGGGAGCUGAGUGGAAAAAAGUGCGUGCUAUGCUCACCCCUACUUUUAGCUCAGGAAAGCUGAAAUCUAUGGAGGAAAUAGUAGUACAGUGUGGAAAUCAGAUGACACGCUACCUAACAGAACAUGUAACAGAUAAUAGCAAUGAGUUUGAAAUGAAAGAUCUCUUUGGAAGGUUCACAAUGGAUGUUAUUGCAACUUGUGCAUUUGGUGUGCAGUGUGACUCGCUGAAGGACCCAAAUGAUGAGUUUGUGAAAACAGCUUCAGAAUUCAAUGACAUUUCUGUCUUGGACAGAGUUAUCAUACUUGCUGUACUUUUUAUUUUCCCACCACUGCUGAAGUACCUACCAGUGUCCUUCUUCAAUGAAAAGUCCAUAGCUUUUCUCGCAAAAGUGGUCCAAGAUACAAAAGAUUAUCGUAAGAAUAAUGAAAGUGCAAGGAGGAAUGACUUCUUGCAAUUGGUUUUGGAUGCUGCCGCAAAGGAAAAUGAAGACAUAAAAGAGCAGCGUAUCCAGGAAUCAGUGAUGACAGAUGAUAAAAUAGUUGCUCAGUCAGUUUUAUUUCUUCUUGCUGGCUAUGAGACUUCAAGUACACUCCUUUCUUAUGCCAGCUAUGAAUUGGCUCUAAGCCCUGAUGUUCAGGAAAAGGCUAGAAAUGAAGUGAAGAAGGUUUUGUUAAAAUAUGGAGGCGUAUGCACAUAUGAAGCAUUGAAUGAGAUGAAUUAUCUUGAAAAUGUGUUGUCAGAGGCCCUGCGCAUGCAUCCCCCAGUGGCAAGGAUUGACAGGAUGUGCACCAAACCUUACACAAUACCAGGCACAGAUGUGAAGAUUGAUGUGGGAGAUAGUGUGUCCAUACCAGUCAUGGGAUUGCAUUAUGAUCCACAGUACUACCCAGAUCCAUAUAAAUUUGAUCCAGACAGAUUUGUGGCAGAAGAGAAACUAAAACGCCCUUCACAUGUAUAUCUGCCAUUUGGUGGUGGUCCAAGGAACUGUAUUGGUGCAAGGUUUGCAAUAAUGAGCACCAAAAUAGGAAUGGCUCAUCUUUUGAAAGAUUUUAAUUUGAAAAGAUAUGAAAAGACUGAUGUUCCAUGUCAGAUUGAUACCAAGUCAAUGUUACUUAAAUCUAAAAAUGGAAUCUGGUUACGCCUUGAAAAAAUAAAUGCUCAUUGAUUUUUAGUAUAAACUACAAUAAUUUAUGAGAUACUUUUCUAUGAAUAAAGCUUAUUCUUAUGGCUGUGCUUUUGCAAUUGCCUGAUUAUAAAUCUGUGGCUAUAAGAAUCUAUUAUGUUACACGACUUGCUACAUUUCUGUAUGUUGACUGAAGUUCCAAUAUAUAUGCAAAUAGAUUAGGUUUUGACAUAGAUGAGAAUAUUAUCAUAUUAACAAUUUAUUUAUUGAUACCUUUCUGAGGAUUACACACUUUGGCAAUUUUGCAACAGUAUGUAUGAAAUCCUGACACUUUAUUAUCCUCAAAAGAAAACUCUGUCCUAGAAGGGACAAUGUGAUAGCAAUACCUUAGAAGAAACAUUCAUAACUGAACAGUGUGCCUUCACAUGAUGAUUUAUUAUAAAUCAAAUUUGUAGCAUGUAAAUGUAAUGGAAGAGGAAGCUGUAUGUAUUCAUGUUGUGGUGUUGAAAUAUUUUUUGUGCCAGGCAUAGUCAUUGUUGAGUUGUCAGUUUGUAACUAUGUCUUCCUCUGAUUGUCUUUCCACAGUCAUUUAGGUUGACACUACAACACUCUAAAGUACAUGCCUUGUAAUAAGGAUGUGGAUUUUAUCACACACAAUAAUAAACAACUAACUUUAAUUAUGCCCAUCCAAAGUUUUUGUACACAACUAAAAUUUUUAAUAAAAUGUAAAAGUAUAGUGCAAAUAUGUAGCAGAAGGUAAAGAAGAUGGCCAUAUUGUGUGGAGCAGAAAUACUGUAUUCGGAAACAAUUAUUUAAUUUAUUUUUAAUUUUUAUAUUGAACAAAAUUAAUAUUCUUAUGAAUAAGGCUUACUCUAGAUGUAAUGAAGAAGAAUUUCAUGUUAAUAAAAGAUGUGUUUUGUAAUGUGUGUUUUGCUCCUCCUUUGCUUUGUAAAAUUUAUUGUAAGUCAUUUCAUCACGUAGGCCCUACAUAUCUGUUACAUCUGCUGCUUAAUACAUCUGUCAUGUGAUAAGUGUGAAGUUUGCCUGAUCAUAAUUGUUGUAAUCAAAAGAGAAGUACAAAUAAAUGAGCAUUUAUUGUAGCAUAA